AUGGCGGGCAAUACUCAGAACGCGGCUACAACAAUAUCGAGUUUCGAUUCCACAUCGACAAUCCCACUUUUCCUCAACGGGGCGCAAAUCACGACCCCACGCAGUUUCGACGUCGUGUCGCCUAUUGAUGGUCGAGUCUUGUACAAAUGUUCUUCGGCAUCUGAAGAAGAUGCAGCCGCCGCAGUGGCUGGUGCACAAAAUGCUUUCAUCAGCUGGUCAAAGACAAAGCCUGCAUACCGGCGCGAUAUAUUUCUUCGUGCUGCACAGAUUUUUGAAGAGAGAAAGAAGGAGCUUGCGUCGUACAGCCAUGCUGAAACGGGUGCCCUUGAGAUGAUGGUCGCCCACGAAUGUAACAUCGCGAUAGAAGCUUGUAUGAGCAUAGCUGGUCUUAUACAGGCAGUUCAAGGCUCCAUCCCAUCAUCACAGAUGGAUGGAACUACCGCUCUCAUUCUUCGAGAGCCCUACGGGGUGGUGCUGGGUAUUGCGCCAUGGAAUGCGCCAUAUACACUUGGGACGCGAGCUUGCAUCAGCGCUCUGGCAAUGGGAAACACAGUUAUCUUGAAAGGACCGGAACUAGCACCAGCCACUUACUGGGCUAUUGCAGAUGUGCUGCACUCUGCCGGUCUCCCUGCAGGAUGCCUAAACACUAUUUACCAUCGCUCCGAAGACGCGGCUUCUGUCACCACGGCCCUUAUAUCUCAUCCCUUGGUGAAAAAGAUCAAUUUCACAGGGUCGACAAAGGUCGGGGCUAUUAUUGCAUCCCUCGCUGGGAAGCAUCUGAAGCCGGUGCUACUGGAACUAGGUGGUAAAGCUCCAGCAAUUAUUUGUGAGCAUGCCGACAUUGACAAUGCGGCAUCCCACUGCGUGAUGGGCGCGUUUGUCCAUGGCGGCCAAGUUUGCAUGUCAACCGAGCGGAUCAUAGUGCAUGCAAAUGUCGCUGUCCAGUUCAAAGAGAAGCUAAAGGCUGCUAUUGAUAACCGAUUUGCUGGCAAGGCCACAUUAAUCAAUAACGCUUCAGUGCGCAAAAAUGAACUUCUCGUCAAGGACGCCCUUGAGAAGGGUGCUACCACGGUGUACGGCGACGCCAAUGCAAUCGAUAAUAGCUGUACAACUCUUAGUCCGAUUGUUCUCAGCGACAUUCAAAAGGGAAUGGACAUCUACUACAAUGAAAGCUUUGGACCCACGGUUUCUCUUUUCACAGUGGAGUCUGAGGAAGAGGCGCUGGAGCUUGCAAACGAUACAGAGUAUGGGCUCACGUCGGCCAUUUUUACGGAAGAUCUUCGACAGGCUAUUCGCCUAGCUAGAGGUCUUGAGACGGGCGCAGUGCAUAUAAACUCCAUGACUAUUCAUGAUGAGGCUGGUCUUCCACAUGGAGGAGCAAAGAAAAGCGGCUACGGAAGAUUCAACACCUUGAAUGGCUUGGAAGAGUGGGUGAGAACAAAGUCUGUGACUUGGAAGGAUUGA
Messenger RNA from Penicillium vulpinum, 1464 nucleotides. RefSeq names its product aldehyde dehydrogenase. Gene Ontology annotation, molecular function: succinate-semialdehyde dehydrogenase (NAD+) activity. The transcript has a single exon. NCBI's taxonomy places the organism in Eukaryota, Fungi, Ascomycota, Eurotiomycetes, Eurotiales, Aspergillaceae. The coding region runs from base 1 to 1464 and encodes 487 amino acids. The record is from RefSeq and is a predicted model, not a curated record.